This is a messenger RNA of Tachysurus fulvidraco (yellow catfish), 1636 nucleotides long. It is a transcript of the gene tafa5b, whose product is annotated as TAFA chemokine like family member 5b. NCBI's taxonomy places the organism in Eukaryota, Metazoa, Chordata, Actinopteri, Siluriformes, Bagridae. Bases 610 to 987 code for a protein of 125 amino acids. The transcript is spliced from 4 exons. Gene Ontology annotation, biological process: G protein-coupled receptor signaling pathway. Gene Ontology annotation, molecular function: receptor ligand activity; G protein-coupled receptor binding. The record is from RefSeq and is a predicted model, not a curated record.
UGCUCCCUAAACCGUGUGAGCAACAUGACGCACAGGACAGUGGGAGUCUCUCCAGGAACAAGCUCAUUACAGUAAUACCCUAGAAAGCUCUGCAAUACAAUAUCGGAUAUAUAUGAAGUAUGCUCUUUCCUUAAAAAGAUGAAGAAGACUUGUUUCUUCACUUGAGAAGGUAAGGACGGGCAAUGCGCUCGUGAGCAAUUUGCGGAGUUGCUGAAGAGACAGAAAGCAUCUAAAGGAGCUGUUUUUGUUCUCACUUGGUGAUACCGUGUUCUUUUUUUUAAACCGUGGACCGUAUUGAGAGUUUACAGAGAAACUGAUACCGAUGUCUGGGCUACUAAAGACGAUUUAAGUCACUUGUCUUUUGUAAUUAUUCCUAGCAUUGAGGUUUGUUCGUUGCGGCGCCUGAACUUUUUUCUGUGAGCGUUUCGCUGCAUGAAGCUUCGGUCCUUCGUGAGCAGAGGUUGCGACGGUGGCAUUCAUUUUUUUUCUCCUACACGUAAGGGAUUUUAAUCCCCUUUUCCCUUUUACUUCGUGCAUUGCGAAGAUGUCGCACUGAGACGAUAUGGAAUUUCGGCUGUAACGCGUUUCCGGUGAUCAGACAGAGCGGACAUGCAGCUCGUGCGGGCGGUUUGCGCGCUCGCGGCCGCGGCUUCGGCCCUUCUCCUUAUCCUCCUCUUCCAGGCGCGCGCUCUGCGUGAAGGUCAGCUGGCAGCAGGCACAUGUGAAAUUGUCACACUAGACCGAGACAGCAGCCAGCCAAGGAGGACCAUCGCACGGCAGACAGCCAGGUGUGCCUGCAGGAAAGGCCAGAUUGCCGGGACAACCAGAGCCAGCCCGGCAUGCGUAGAUGCUCAUAUUGUGAGGAGCAGACAGUGGUGUGAGAUGAUGCCUUGCUUGGAUGACGAAGGCUGUGACUUGUUAAUGAACAGAUCGGGUUGGAGAUGUGUACAGCCUGGAGGCAAAGUGAAAACUACCACAGUAUCAUGACAUUAGCUGUGGAUGUAGACCACCCAUCAAUAAGGGGAUUAUAAGCCUGUUCCUGGUUCUUGAUUGAUCCCGCAACAUAGCGGAUAAUGGAGUUCUGAGAAAUACUGCUGGACCGAGCAAGAUUGCGGAUUUUUCUCUCCAGUAAUGUAACAUUUUACAGACCAAAGAAAAACUGUUGGAACGCCAUCACCUACUUGGAAGGAUAUUGGUGAUGUGAGUUAAAAGUGAUAAACAUAUACACACAUCUAGGCAAACAGAAAAACUCACAAACAUACACUGAACACACAUAUACCUGAUGGCACAAAGAGAAAUAAGGAUAACUUUUAUUCUCAUCACAUCUUUAUUGGAUGUAUCAGUCAGUGCUCAUACUGCAUAAUGAACAUAAAUCAGGUACGUUUGGAAAACUCAACAACUCUGCUGAUGACAUGUGACAAGGAACUUUGGCAAAGACUACUAAAUUUUUUUUUUUUCAAAGGCACAGAAUGUAUUUAAUAUUUCUUAUGUUGUAAUUUUCUAGACUUGCUUAUUUAAAAUGUGAUCAUGUGUACAACCAUAAAAAAACUCUGUAGAGGUCUACGUCCUCUAAAAGGCAUUAUAUUGACAACCUAUUAUUUCAGCACUGAAUAAAAUACAGAUAAAUCUCACAGUA